CUCCCUAUGUACCGAUGGACUGGUUCAGUUCAGGUUCAACUACGCAAAGCGAACAGACACGGAAUAGAUGCGCAACUCGGAUUCGUACUACGCGAUGAUAUAAGGCCAUGAACCAUGAUCACUGAGAUGCAUAUUCCUCGCUUCCUGAUCGACCUCUCCAGCGAGCGUGUCCCCGACGCAACAUCUCGUUCGCCGUAGCUGACCGACCAAUCUCCAGGGAAGGAGAUCGAUGGCGGUGUACUACCGGUACAGGAGCGGCGUCGACACGUUCUCCCUGCCCGUCGCGGCGCCUUCCGUCUCCGUCGCCGAGCUGAAGCGCCUGAUCAUGGAGACCAGCCGCCACGGCCACGGCCGGACACGCGGACGGGGUCCCAGGGAGGGCAUCGCCAUCGCCGACGCGCAGACCGGCGAGGAGUACGCGGAUGACAACGCCUUGGUCCUGCGCAACUCGACGGUGGUGGUGCGCCGAGUCGCCGGGCCUCCGGCCGGUACCAUCGUGGAGCCUUCCACCCAACGCCCCAAGACGAACCAAGACUCAUCGUCGGAUUCUGCUGCCUCCACGUCGAGCGCGUCGGCGGGAGCCGAGGACGACGACGAGGCCAAGGCCAUCAACGCGGUGAUCAACGCCACGGAACUCAAGUGGGAAGGGCCGUCUCACUACGGUCACCGCGGCCCUGUCCCUGUGCGGGCGCCGCCGGCCGGGUACGUGUGCCACAGGUGCCGCGUCCCGGGACACCUCAUCCAGCACUGCCCCACCAAUGGCGACCCACGAUUCGACUUCGGAAAGGCCAGGACGGUGCUUCCCCAGGCGCAGGCCGACGACAACGAUGACGACGACGGCGGCGUCCCGGCGGAUCUGUACUGCAAGAUCUGCAAGAAGGUGAUGGCGGACGCGGUGAUGACGAGCAAGUGCUGCUUCAGCAGCUUCUGCGACCGGUGCAUCAGAGCGCACAUCGUCGCCAACUCCAAGUGCGCGUGCGGGGCACGCGCGCGCGCCAACGACCUGAUCCCCAACCCGACGCUGCGCACCACCAUCUCCAACAUUCUCGCCGCCAGGGCCACCAGCGCUUCGUGUGGAAGAACAGAGAAGCAGAGGAGCUCCGUCGGCAGCAACGCGGAGACUCAGAGUCCAGCCGCCUCGCAACACAGCCACGCAUCCUCCAAAAAGAACGCCUCCUCGGAGCACAGCGACGGAAGCGAAUCCUCCACGUCGGCUCCAGCGGCGGCGCAUGAGCCAAGAAAGAAGGAGCUAGAGACGACGGACACAGCCGGAGCGCGCGCCGCCAACCAUGCCGAUCAUCAGUACGGCUGCCACGACCUUCCUCCGUUCCCUCCGGCGUGCUACAAUCCUUUCUUUCCCUGGUCAGCUGAUCCUUCCAUGUACUACGGGUACGGCUACGGCGGCAUGCCUUACGCUUACGGUGGAGGUUACCCGAUGGGCCCGCACCAUGUCGACGCCAUGGGCAACAUGGAAGCUUCGUAUGGCUACCACGGCGAACGCCACGACGGCAGGAAGAGGACGGCAUGGGACGAUCAGAGGCAGCAGGACCCGAGUUUCAAGAGAAGGUGCGGCGGAAGCAGAUCACAAGUCGCUCUAGUUCUGACGUAAAGCACUGAAGCUGAUCUGGUGGCCAAUGCUGAUAGUCUGCUAGGAUUUGAUGAUUUUUUUGUAGUAUGUAGCAUGAUUCAAAGACCUCGAUGCCUACGAGUGUACUUGAAUUUGCAGCUACUGUCUUCCACUCUUCCCCUUGUCAAUAAAAGGAACUUGUGUGUGUCCCUUGAAUUCCAAUCUGUCAAUAAGGAAUCCAUGCUGUAGUACAUGUAGCAACCAAACUGGAAAACAACCGGAAUAAGGGAUCCA
Messenger RNA from Lolium perenne, 1861 nucleotides. Its product is annotated as E3 ubiquitin ligase PQT3-like. Gene Ontology annotation, cellular component: nucleus. Gene Ontology annotation, biological process: ubiquitin-dependent protein catabolic process; protein ubiquitination; mRNA processing. Lineage: Eukaryota; Viridiplantae; Streptophyta; Magnoliopsida; Poales; Poaceae. The record is from RefSeq and is a predicted model, not a curated record. Gene Ontology annotation, molecular function: zinc ion binding; ubiquitin protein ligase activity.